Pelodiscus sinensis (Chinese soft-shelled turtle) is the source of this 3969-nucleotide messenger RNA. NCBI's taxonomy places the organism in Eukaryota, Metazoa, Chordata, Testudines, Trionychidae. The record is from RefSeq and is a predicted model, not a curated record.
GUGGCCCCCGCUGUCUGGGACUCUAUGGACGGCGUCCCGGCCGGGUUCCGCUCGGGCACAGGCCCCGCAGCCAGGCACUAGUUGAGGAGUACAGGGCCUAGGCUCCACAGCUGUCCCCCUCCCCCACGCAGGACAGCGCGGGCAGACACAGGGGCAGGUCCCGGAGCUGGGGAGAGGCCGGAGGCGGGGGGGGUCUCUGGGGCCCGCGGGACAGGGACGCGUCCAGCGGCUGCCUAGGGUCACAUCGGAACAAUAUCACUUUAUGCUCACUGUGGAGACUCUCCUAGCUUCAUGUCUUCAAGGAUCCAAACCUUAACUUCUUUAUUCAUAAGAAAUUAUAAAGACUUCUGCAGGGAUAGACAAUGUGGACACUACAAAAUAAUUUCUGCAAUCUUAUAAAAAAGACUGUCCCCACAUUUAAAUGUAUGUUUCCCCAUUAUAACAAAGCAAGAUAUGGACAGUAUAUAAAAACCUUCCCAAUUUUAGAUGGAAGUAUCCCUUCUGUAUGUGAACAUGUGUUUGAAAAAAACUUAAGGAAUAGCGAGGCUUGUAUUCAAAGAUAUUCAGAGUUGCUCUACAAGGUCAGUAAAGGUGGUGGAGAGAAUGCAAUCUUGCGUCAUACCCAAAGGAACAAGAAGUUGCUUGUUCGUGAACGCCUAAGAAUGCUCCUGGAUGAUGAAUCUUUUCUUGAGCUGUCUCCUUUUGCGGGUUUUGAUUUGCCAUAUGGUGAUGUCCCUGCUGCUGGAUGCCUCACUGGAAUUGGAAAGAUCUGUGGAGUCUGGUGUGUCUUUAUGGCAAAUGAUGCAACAGUUAAAGGCGGGACCAUUUAUCCCAUUUCAGUGAAGAAACAGCUAAGAGCUCAACAUAUAGCAAUUCAAAACAGACUUUUAUCUGUGUAUCUAGUUGACAGCGGGGGAGCAUUCCUACCGCUACAGGCAGAGCUCUUUCCUGAUCAGUCCCAUGGUGGCAGAAUAUUCUACAAUGAGGCAAUAAUGUCUGCUAUGAAAAUCCCUCAGGUGGCAGUGGUGUGUGGUUCUUGUACAGCUGGGGGUGCCUACGUUCCUACCAUGGCAGAGGAAACCGUGAUUGUAGACAAAAUUGGUACUAUGUUUCUUGCUGGACCCCCUUUGGUUAAAGCUGCCACAGGAGAAGAUAUCUCUCCUGAGGAUCUAGGAGGAGCCACUCUGCACUCUAAAGUCAGUGGUUGCAUCGACCAUUUUGCAUCUUCAGAAGAGGCAGCGUAUGAAUGUGUUAGAAAUAUUAUCUUGACGCUAAAUUAUGAACUUCCACAAGAGGAAACUUUGGAGUAUGAUGAGCCUCUGUACGGUGCCGAAGAGCUCCUGGGGCUUGCACCACAAGGUUAUAGAUAUACUCUACCUCUAAAACUGAUUUUGAGCCGUCUGAUAGAUGGAAGCAGGUUCCAGGAAUUCAAAGCUGAAUAUGGAACAACAUUAGUAACGGGAUUUGCCCAUAUGGAAGGACACCUAGUUGGGAUAGUGGCUAACAAUGGUGAGCUGACGCAUGAUGCUUCUCUAAAGGGCAGCCACUUUGUACAGCUGUGUAGUCAGCGAAGCAUUCCCAUCCUGUUUCUGCAGAAUACUGCUCCACAUGCAGCAGAGCCAACAAGUCUCUCACAGGCAGAGAAUCACACCAACAGAUUAAAGGCACAGGCCUCCAUGAUGGCUGCAAUUGCUUGUGCUGCUGUGCCCAAGAUAACCCUUGUAAUUGGUGGCAGUUAUGGGAAUGAAAGUUAUGCUAUGUGUGGGAGGUCAUUUGAUCCAAACUUCCUGUUCCUGUGGCCUAAUGCAAGAGUUGCCCUUGUGGAUUCAAGACAUAUCUCCACAUUCCCACAGGCUGGGGAUGACGAUUGCAUAGGAGAUGACUCAGAGUUAAAGUUUUUAAAAGAAAAGCUGGACCAAGAAAGCAGUGCAUUUUACUCUUCUGCUCGACUCUGGGAUGAUGGCAUAAUACUGCCACAGAAUUCUAGAAAAGUGAUUGCACAGUGCUUAACAAUUAUGAAACAGCAGAAGUAUCAGAUCAAAUCUCUGCAACAGUAUCCCAUUAUCCGACUGUAAUCAAACUGCCAUUUACAAAUAAUUGGGUUUUUAAGAAUGACAAUACAAUGUUUUUAAAUGAAGUGAUUUGCUAGCAUUUUGUUACCUUUAGUAUAACUUGAAAUAAUUCUAUAAACUGUCAGUAUACAAAAAGCUCACAUUUCAGGCCCAUUUGGAUUAGGAAUAUUUUGAUCCUUGUUGCACUAGCAAAUUUGAAAAUUAUAUUGUAUGUAAAGACAAAAUACAAUUAAUGAACUUUUGGAUCUUGCCACUUGAUCUGUGUAAUGAAGAAAACUCCUCUUUGUGCAAAAAAUGAUUCUUGGGUUAUUAAUAUACACAUUUUGGAUAUGGAAUGUAAGAGUGAGCUCUCAUUUCUCAGUCCACAAUAGGAAAACAAUGAAAAGUAAUAAGCAUUGAGUGGAAGCUAAUACUAAAAAUACAGGUUUUUCUCUGGGAUACUUGUUUUAAAGUCAGUCACUAUACUGUCAAAUUUCUUUCAGCAUUCAUCAGUGUGAAUAGGGCUUGUGUUGUGCUAAGUACUGCAUGGGAUUUUUUCAGGGGGAAAAGGCAAAACACCACAUUUAUGGGUAAUACAUAUAGCAUUCAACACUUAUAUGCAUUUGAUAUAGCACACUCAUGCACUUACAUACACACAAGCAUACUCUGUCUUGUUAUCAGUAGUUGCUUCCCCUAACAGCACUGGCCAAGUGAUAAAGAAGUGGGAGGGAUGGAGCCAGGCUUCUGCCAAUCUGGAUCGAUGUUCCCAUGUUGACAAGAUAAAACUCGGGGUCCUCCUGCAAGAUACCUUUGAUUUAUAGUAGUUCCCCUCUCAUGCAAAUCUAUUAUCUUAUGCAUAUGCAAAAUCUGUGAGUCAUCAUAUGCAUAUGCAGUUUGUUGCCUAUGGCGCCUUCUUCUGGAUGUUGUCUCAGUGCUACCACAUUCACCUUCAAAGAGGGUGCUGCUGACUCCCAAGGCUGUCCAUAUAUCCAAUUUUCUUUCAGUGAGCCCACUUAACAGGUCUCAUUGUUCUUAGAUCAGGCUGCUUCUUCAAGUGGUGUCCCUGUGGGUGCUCCACUGUAGGUGUCGGGUCAUCCCGGCGCUUCAAAUCGGAGUUUUCUUGAGCAGUAGCCAGCUGGACCACGCCUGUAUGGCUUGCACUUCAUACCAUUCACACUCUUUUGAUCUCUUGUGCAGUCUGGCUCCCACCAGUUCCUUCUUUGCCGCCCGUGGUCGCAGACAGAGAGAGCCUCUUCUCCUCAGAGAAAUCCGUUCAGGAAUAUAAUACUUAAUUGUUUUGUCUUUUUAGUUAGAGUUACAGAGAGAAGAAAAAAACAGAGAAGAUGACUUUGUUAGUUGGUAUGUUUUGUAACUAGCCAUGCCGGGCUCUCCUGGCUUUAAGAAGUACGUCACACGUCGUGACGCCAUGCCAGCUUUGGACGCUCAUGCGGAAUGUAUUAAGUGCCUCAGUGAGGCCCGUGUUCCUCAAAAGUGAGUUCACUGUGCCAAGCUGACAGUUAGGGCACGUAAGGACAGGGAGAUGAGGCUAAAAAUGUUUUUAUUUGACAAAGUGCUCCAGCCUCUGGAGUAUUCUUGUACUAUCUCCACUCCACAUUCUCCUAGAGCGGAGAAGAGAAAGGCUGUUUCGCCAAAGGCAGCCCCAUCUCGAAAGAGAGCUUCGCCAGCUCAGUCUUUGCCAUCAGCAUGAGUCAGUGUCGAUGAUAAGCCUGCCAUGUAAGGAGCAGUGGCACCUAAGCAUAAGUCACUGUCGGAGCCAAAAUCAUGGCGAAAAUCUGUAACGGUGCCGUCAAUAGUCAUAACAGUUUGCCAUUUGGCACCGCCAGCGAUGGCCCCGGCUGCAACAGUGCCAACAACACUGGCACCAUCGGCAUUGGAGCAGUCAACAAAUGUAUCAACG